Molecule: messenger RNA, 1260 nt
Organism: Impatiens glandulifera
Lineage: Eukaryota; Viridiplantae; Streptophyta; Magnoliopsida; Ericales; Balsaminaceae
Product: trihelix transcription factor GT-3b-like
Exons: 3
Coding region: 107-1048 (313 amino acids)
Source: RefSeq, a predicted model, not a curated record
CUCAGGUUGUUAUACUUUUGACAAGAGAGAGAGAGAGAAAGGUGGCGAUUUGAAAAGCCCUAAAUUUUCUCCGCCUUUUUCAGACCAAGAAAAUGAAACAAUAAUCAUGCUCGGCGGUGGCGGUAGCGGUAGCGGUCAUGGCGGCGGCGGCGAUAGAGAAGAAGAAGAUGAAUUCCUAGGUCGGAUAUCACAUCAUUUGAUGAUGCCCUCUUUUCCGCCUCUACAUUUAGAACCAUCAUCUAACGUUGUUGUUUCCGUCGUCAGUGGCGACGACGAUUUCCCUAGAAGAGACGAGAGAGUUCCUCAGUGGGGUCAGCAGGAAACCAGAGACCUCAUCUCUAUCCGUGCAGAUUUGGAGAGAGAUUUCACCGCAGUUAAGAGGAAUAAAACUUUAUGGGAAGUUGUUUCUUCAAGAAUGAAGGAAUUGGGUUACAGGAGGACAUCCGAUCAGUGUAAAUGCAAAUGGAAGAACCUCGUCAAUCGUUACAAGGGGAAGGAGACAACUGAUGUAGAAAAUGGUCGAAAUUGUCCUUUUUUCGAUGAGAUGCAAGUAGUCUUCAACCAAAGGUCACUGAACAUGCAAAGAAUCCUUCUCGAAUCCGAAUCUGGCUCAAUGAUGGAAUCCAAAAGGGUUAAAAGAAUUACCAAAAGUGACGACGAAGAAGAUGAAGAAGAUGAAGAUGAAAGUGUGGACAACAAGUCAACGAAGAACAACUCUAGGAAACGGAAAAUUGAGAAGGAGAAAACUGUACGAACUGACAAGUCUUCAAAACAAGACCUAAUUGGUUUGCAAGACAUACUGAAGGAAUUUCUAGGGCAUCAACAGAGGAUCGAGAUGAUGUGGAGGGAGAAAAUUGAGAAGCGCACGAAUGAGAGGGAUGUGUUUGAGCAUGAAUGGCGUUUGAUGAUGGAGAAACUCGAGAGGGAGAGGCUGAUGAUGGAAAGGGAUUGGCAAGAAAGGGAAGAACAAAGGAGGAUUAGAGAAGAAUGUAGAGCUGAAAGAAGGGAUGCCCUUUUAGCCGAGCUCUUGAACAAGCUUAACAAUUGAAAUGGUAUAUCUUUCGAGAAAAUGUAACUCAAUAUAACUUGUGGUUUUUUUUAGGUUUAUUUAGUACAAAGUUGGAGGAAUUGCAAGAACAAUAUAGUGAUAGUUUUUUAAUUGGGUGGUGGGUAUAAUACAAAAAUGAAAGGAUAAUGUUUCAUGUAAAAUAUCAAUUAUAUGGAAGUUGCUGAAUUUGAUUGUUUGGUUUUGAGUUCUCA